Molecule: messenger RNA, 804 nt
Organism: Botrytis fragariae
Lineage: Eukaryota; Fungi; Ascomycota; Leotiomycetes; Helotiales; Sclerotiniaceae
Exons: 3
Coding region: 1-804 (267 amino acids)
Source: RefSeq, a predicted model, not a curated record
AUGUGCUUGAAGAUCUUCGAAAGCUUUAGCUACGUGGGGGCAAGCGAUGUCUUAGAGGCUGCGAAAUCUUUAAUGCUUGCCGACCAAGAACCCACUAAAAGCGCGGUAAAUGAAAGAAGCAGAUCAAAAUUCACUUUCGCGGCAAUGAAAGCAGCACAAAAUUACGAAGAAUGGCUGAAGCAUCACUUAGAAAAGGUCAACAAUCUGCCAAUCAGAUCUUUGAAAGCGUUUGAUGCAGUAGAUCAACUCGAGGGCGAGGGAGCAAUAUAUCCGAAGGUUGGAGAUAGUAAGGGUAUCAUAAAUAAAGGAAAUCUUGAUCGGAACAAUCAAAAAGAUUAUAAAUGCAGGGAUAUCAGUCACUCUCCAGGCGGUACACUCGUGCACACUACAUCUCAAGACAAUACACUAGUCUUUCUGAUGCCAGUGCAUUGUCGAGAUUUGAUCAAUUAUGCUAAAGAUGGCGUUUAUGCCAAGGAUUUAAUCUCUGAUUACAUCCAAGGCGUUCUCAUCUUGGCGAAAGAAACAAAGAAUGUGCUCGUUUGGGAGGCUGGACUCUUCCGGUGGCCAUUUGUUAGGGGCGUGAGGGUUCGGAAGGGUGUCCCGCAUUUGGGUCACCCAUUUACAGACCCUGAUGGAAAGAUCAUGCAAUACGAGGAUCGCGUGCUGCAUGGUGGAAGGGAUAGCGAUAUUGUUGCGGUUGAUAGUUGCUCUCCUUUUACUUUUGAAUCGGUUUGUAAGCACCCGGAGUAUGAAGCGUGGCUGAAAAAGCAUCUGUUCGCUAGUCGAAAGAAGAAUGCCAUUUAA